AUGAACCACGGUGUGGUACUGCAUGCCGCGGUGCGAAGUGGCACCAAUGGAAAAGUGCAGAAUGGGAAAGAGAAAACCAAUGGCGAGGCAAGCAAGGCAGUCGCAUCUCUGCGCAAUGCACUUCGGCAGACAACGCGGAUGCGCGGGGGGAGUCCACUGCGGCGCGCUUAUGAGGAGCUGUCGCACUGCCAGUGGCAGCUGGGCAUCUCUCUGCUGCGCAAGGAGAAUUUCCAGUCUUAUCAGAAGCUGGCAUCAAAGACUUAUGCUCAGCUCUCGCACUGGACUGCUGCCAUCGCCUUCCUGGCGGGGCUCCAAGGGCUGCAGUGGCAGGCCUGGGUGUCGGAAGGGGUGCGAGCGUCACCGGCGCCCGCCCAGUUCGCCUGUGAGGCCUGCAACACUGCGGGCCAGUGGAAAUGGAGCACGCGGCUGCUGGCCUCGAUUCCAAAGGAAUACCUUGGCCGCAGGACCCAGGAGGCGACGGCCGACUCGAUUGCCGCCGCAGACCUUUGGGAAGACGCUUUGGCCUUUCUGGGCAUGUUGCACCAGGUGGGGGUGCAGGGCUUUCCGGCCACCAGCCUGCUGAGCUCCUGCGGCAGGGCCGAGCUGUGGGAGCUCAGUUUGGAUCUCUUCAACAGCCGCCGCCAGCUGGCGCUGGGGGAUCUGCACAGCAGCUUCAUGAGGCAGGCCAUCUAUGAGUGCUGCCGGGGGCGAUCCUGGUCACACGCACUCCAGCUCUUGAGCGACAUCCGUGGCAGCAGAGUGAAGCCCAACCUCGGAGUCUUCGACUUUGUGAUUGCGACCUGCUACCGGAGUGGCAGGUGGCGGAACGGACUGCAAGUCUUUGGGCAGGUGCUGCGGGAGGGCCACGUGCCCAGCCACCGCACCUGCGCGGCGGGCCUGGACUCCUGCGAGGCGGGGGGCCACUGGAAGCUUGGGACGCAGCUCCUGGACCAGAUGGCCAGCUGCUGGCUGCUGCGGCCCCACAAGGCCGCCUUCAACCCCGUUCUGGAGGCUUGCCAGAAAUCCGCAGCCUGGUCUGCCUCGCUGGUGUUCCUGCGACUCAUGGACAAGACUGCCGUGGCGCCAGACGUCUUCAGCUACUCCGCUGCCACCCGGGCGGUGCUGAAGUCCCGGCAGAUGCGCCUGGCCCUGGGCCUGGUCGCCGAGAUGGCGCAGCAGCGGCUGGACCUGGGCGUGGCGGGGCCCAUCAUCUUCACCGCCACCUUCCGGAGCUGCAAUUGGAUCGAGGCCUUGCAGCGCUUGCAGGCCUUCCAGAGCUUCGGCCUGCGCCGGGACCUGCCGCUGCUGGGUGCGGCGGCGCAGCGCCUGCGAAGCAGCUGGGCCCGGGCGCUGCAGCUGGCGACUGCGCCGGACUUGGGGCUUGACACCGCGGGGUUGAACCAAGCCCUGGGCACUUGUGCUGCGGCUGACCACUGGCAGCUAGCUAGUAGCUUGCUCAGCUCGUCUUUGCAGAGCAAAGUGCGCCUCGACCACAUCACUGUCAGCUCCUACAUGGGCCUGGUACCGAAGGUGUGGCACAAGAUCUUCUUCCAAAUUGGAAGGCACUUUACUCCGGGCAAGGGCAACCUAUUAUUUUGCGCGCCCAUCGCUGUACUGACCUCAAGAUUCUUUGCGCUGAUGGCCGGUUGGGGCUACAUGCUUUCAGCCCACGGCAUCCCGGGCUUGCGCAGAAGCUUUGAUUUCUGGUUCAUGGUGCGCUAUUCUGGACCCAGUAUGAUCUACUGCGCUUUCGAGAUCUCCCGCACGGUUUGCUUGGGCCGCAUGAAGGCAUCCUCUUUCCAACUGGUUCUCAUCCUCGCAGUUGUGCCUUUGGCGGUGGUCCGCGGCAUAUGCUUCAAGCAAUUCUACUCGGCUGACAAGAUCCUGGCGCUCCUGAUCUUAGUUCUGUCGGGCGCAGGUUUUCUGCAGACGGAUAUUGAUAUGGGAGUGGAUCCACAGGCGGUCUUCCAUGUUUGCCUCUCAAUGGCUCUCUACAUUUGUGGCAACAUUUGCGGGGAAUACGUGCUGAAAGUGGACAUGGAUCUUCCCGUGGCACUACAGUGCAACUGGGCAUGGCCAUCGGAAAUCCUUCUGGCCUUGUUUAUCUCGGCCAGCACAUCCUUCAACUCACUGGAGAUCGAGAACCCCUUCAAUGGCUUCAACUGGCUGAUCUGGCUCAUGGUCUCGGCGAUGGCUUGCCACUGCAUAUUUUCAACCUACUUCACAAAGAUCUGCGAUGGGGUCGCGAAGGUAGUGGCAGGCAUCUGCUCCUUGAUCUUCCCCACCUACAUGGGCCUGGUCUUCCUGGGGGUGGAGUCCUUGGAGCCCCACAGCCGGCCCCUCUUCGCGGGCAUCGCGGUCAGCGCCGCCGUGAGCUUCGCCUUCGGGCGCCAGGCAUCAUCAGGAGCCAAAGGCCUUCAAGGGCUGACCGCCUUGAGCUGA
Molecule: messenger RNA, 2442 nt
Organism: Effrenium voratum
Lineage: Eukaryota; Dinophyceae; Suessiales; Symbiodiniaceae
Source: the annotation of a GenBank genome assembly